UCUAUAUAUAUUUUGUUAUUAUUCCACAGCGUUUCACGUUUACGAGUCAGCGUGGCGCUAAAAUUCAAAGCAUCAAUUAAAACAGAUGUAAAAAAAGAUCAAAAAUAAAAAAAGUACAAAAAAUUUCAAUUACAAGACUUCAAGUCUGUCGAAAUUCUUCAAGUGAUACCAAUGGACAUUACCGUGGCUAGCAUGAUCAAUCCUCAUCCCAUUGUGGACGAGCAUGGUCAGCCGCAGAGCGAUGGCGGCCAGACUGUAAACAACAGCGUCUUCCUCACGCAACUGCGCCAAACGGGCGCCUAUCGCGCCCAAAUGGAGCGCCAGCACAGUCGUAGUCGCCUACAGUCCGAAAAUAGUGUUCUCCAAGACCUGAUGCUCGAGGCAGCCGAGCAGCAAGCGCUUAAAUCUAAGCUGCCGGAGACUGCAGAGAGCCAAAGCAGCAGUAAAGUCAACAGAGAGGCACACAUAGCUGAUGAGUCGGAAGCAUCCAAUGAUGAGGGCUGGCAAUGGCAAAAUUUCUUGGGCGCCAUGACAUGCUUCUUGUCGGGCAUGACCAUUGCUUGUCUGGGCGGUAUGUUGCACAGGAUCUGAGAAAUCCCUUUUUAAAGCGGCAGGGCAUUAUGUACUGGUAUAUUUAAGAAUAAAGACCCUUUUAAUUUUUGCGGUAUGUUGAGAAAUUA
Scaptodrosophila lebanonensis is the source of this 680-nucleotide messenger RNA. RefSeq lists its product as uncharacterized. The transcript has 2 exons. The record is from RefSeq and is a predicted model, not a curated record. NCBI's taxonomy places the organism in Eukaryota, Metazoa, Arthropoda, Insecta, Diptera, Drosophilidae. Bases 172 to 591 code for a protein of 139 amino acids.